Salvelinus namaycush (lake trout) is the source of this 2553-nucleotide messenger RNA. RefSeq names its product adhesion G-protein coupled receptor D2-like. Bases 1 to 2553 code for a protein of 850 amino acids. Gene Ontology annotation, biological process: cell surface receptor signaling pathway; adenylate cyclase-activating G protein-coupled receptor signaling pathway. The transcript is spliced from 15 exons. The record is from RefSeq and is a predicted model, not a curated record. Gene Ontology annotation, molecular function: G protein-coupled receptor activity. NCBI's taxonomy places the organism in Eukaryota, Metazoa, Chordata, Actinopteri, Salmoniformes, Salmonidae. Gene Ontology annotation, cellular component: membrane.
AUGACAGAGGGCAGUCUGGUCCAUCAAACAUCAGACUGGGUGUUCCAGCUGGUCAACGUAUCCCUGGACCUCUCCCAGGCAGAGAGCUUCUGCAGCGGCCAGUUCAGCUCCCUCACCACCCUGGGACAGCCUGAAGACGAGGAGGGAACCCUGGAGCUCCAGAGGCGGGCAGGCCUGCAUGGACCCAUGUGGGUCAGGGACCCCAACAGACCAACGAGCAGGCCUCUGGCACUAGCCAAACAGUACAUGCUCUUCCAAGCCCUGAACUUUCCCAGGGAUUCUCAGGAGGGCUACGGUCGUGUCAACAUGAUGUUCCCGGCCCUGCCAGCGGUGAGCAUGUGUGUCCGCGUGCAGUGGGAUCCCCAGUGGGACCAGGUGUCCACCAUGUACUCCUAUGCCGCACCUGUCUUCACCAAUGAGUUCCAGCUGCGCGGGCAGGUGGACAGAACAGGACGCAUACUGCUGGCGCUCAUUGUCCAUGGGCAGCACCUCCCCUACAAGGCCUCCUUCCUCAACGAUGGGGCCUGGCACCACCUCUGUGUUACCUGGCGCAAGGCUGACGGCCACUGGGCUAUCUAUGUGGACGGGGAGAGAGGGGCCAUGGGCUCCAGGACUGACACCCCCAGGGACAUACAUGGAGAGGGCAUACUUAUCCUGGGGCAGGACCAGGACUCAUUUGGAGGGAACUUCACUGAACCCUUCGUAGGGAAUAUCACAGAUCUGAAUGUCUGGGACACAUCCUUGGAGCAGAGGCAGUUCCGUGCCCUGGACGGCUGCUCACCUUUGACCCAGCAAGCUAUCUUUACCUGGAGUAUUGAUAAUAUGACCCGUCACCCAGUGGUAAGAGAGGUGUCAGCCAAUCUGUUCUGCCCAGGGGUCCACAGGCAGAGGGAGAUGCAGGGCUGCAGGGCUCUAGAGGGCUGGUCUAGCCAACAGCUCCCCUUGUACAGCUCUGCAGACUGCUCCACCACACUCCCCUUCGUCUGCAGGAGCAGCAGGGAGCGCUAUGUUAAGAUGAAGGGGUUGAGUGAGUUUCAGAGCUCCCAUCCCAGUCCCUUCAUGAACCACCUCAUGCAGCUCUCCAAUGGAACACAGGGUGUGGAGGGUGUGAUUGGGGAGCAGUCAGGGGGCCAGAUGAGCUGGGGUCAGGUGUCCAGUCUGCUCAACAUGUCCAGGCAGGCCCUGGAAGACACCAAGGAGGGGCUGCAGCCUGGAGACAUGCUGUCCCUGGUCCAACUGCUGGUGCGGGCUGCAGACGUGCCCACAGACAUGGCCACGGAGGGGAACCACAGCCGGGCCACCAACAGCGCUGGGGAGCUCAGCCACACCUUCAUCACUGUGGCUGACAGCAUCAUCAGCCAGGACAACGUCCCCAAGUGGCAGGCCAUCAAACAGGUGGUGAGUGGACCGAUGACUGUGGUCAAGAGUAUUGACCGCAUGGUGACCAGUCUGAGCACUCGGCUGAUGGCAGAAACCGACCAUCUGCUCAUUCACAGCUCCAGCAUCAAGCUGGAGGUCCAGCAGCAGAGUCUGGGAGAGAAAUCUAGUGGGUCUAAGUUCUGUGGUCCAGUGGUGGACAGCGUCACCAACAUAGACUGCAUCUCAGUCCCCACACAGAACAUGCAGGAUCUCCAUGACAACGGCUUCCAGAUAGUGACUGUGGUGAACACGUGGUACAGUUCCCUGCGGCCUCUCUUCAACUCAGAGGAGAACAUCACCAUGUUUCCCAUCGUCACCGAUGGCAUCCAGCGGUACCUGGGCACCAUCCUGGGCUCUUCUGUCAUCUCUACUACAGUCCUGGGUGACGGACAGCCUGUCAGCAUGGCUGUACGCUUCCAGCUCCAACACAGAGCUCAGAAUCCUGUAGGGACCGUGUAUGACCCAGUCUGUGCAUUCUGGGACUUUGAUCUGAUGCCAGAGGCAGGGGGGUGGUGGUCUACUAGAGGAUGUGAGGUCAUCUCUAAACAAUACGACUCCACUGUCUGCUUCUGCAACCACACCACCAACUUUGCCCUGCUGAUGCAAGUCUAUGAAGUCCAGAGGAGUCCAGAGAAUGAAAAAGCCCUCCAGGUGAUGACGUUCAUUGGCUGUGGAGUGUCUCUGUGUGGCCUACUCUUCACCUUCAUCCUCUUCAUUGCUGUGGGAGUUCCUAAGUCUGACCGCACCACUGUCCAUAAGAACCUGAUCGUGGCUCUGGGAAUAGCUGAGCUUCUGCUAAUGUGCAGUGACUGGGCCUCUGCUAACGAGGGGGUGUGUCUGGUGGUGACAGCCCUGCUGCACUUUUUCUUCAUGGCCUCCUUCUCCUGGAUGCUGGUGGAGGGGCUGCUGCUGUGGAGUAAGGUGGUGUCUGUCAACAUCAGCGAGGACCGCAGGAUGAAGAUGUACUAUUCCAUCGGCUGGGAACUGUUCCCAGCCAAUCAGCUUUCUGCCGUCCCAGAGGGGUCCAGCCCAGACGUGGACCCACAGUCUGCCACCUCCCUCCAGCCCAGAGACCAGCGACAUCUCAGGCCCCGGCAGCACCACUUCCACAUCACUGGUCAUCAAGAGUGGUAG